GAUAGCGUGCUUCACAGUUGAGGAAGUUGGUCGCCUUGAUCGAAACAAGUGCAUGGGAUUUUGGAGUAGCUUUUUGUAAUGAACCCCAGGUCGUUGGAAUUAUUUGAGGUCCGGGUCUAACUAACGAUUAUACAGUUGCUCACAAUGAACAGUCGACUUCAAGAAAUGAGGGAGCGCCAAAAGCUACGGCGACAGCUGUUGGCGCAACAGCUUGGGGCUGAGAGUGCAGACUCCAUCGGUGCCGUGCUCAACAGCAAAGAUGAGCAGAAGGAGAUUGAAGAGACAAGAGAAAUUUGUAGGGUCUCUUUGGACACGAUGGCUUCAGUCUCCAAAAGAAAGUGCCAAGUGGAGGGGGAGGAGCCUGAGGACCUGGUGGAACAGCAACGGGAUGAGCUGGAACCGCAGCAGCCUGAUACCAGUGGUCCUUACGAGGAAGUUUACAAAGACUCCAGCACCUUUCUGAAGGGAACACAAAGUCUGAAUCCUCAUAACGAUUACUGCCAACACUUUGUGGAUACAGGAUAUCGUCCACAGAACUUCAUCAGGGACGUAGGUCUGGCAGAUCGCUUUGAAGAGUAUCCCAAGCUUCGGGAGCUGAUCAGACUCAAAGAUGAACUCAUCGCUACCACAAACACUCCUCCAAUGUAUUUACAAACUGAUUUGGAUGCCUUUGACCUGCGAGAUCUGAAGUGUAAGUUUGACGUCAUCCUGCUGGAGCCUCCGUUGGAAGAGUACUACAGGGAGUCUGGCAUCACUGCUACUGAACGCUUUUGGAACUGGGACGAUAUCAUGAAGUUGGAGAUUGAAGAGAUUUCUGCUCUGCGGUCCUUUGUGUUUCUUUGGUGUGGAUCCGGAGAGGGCCUGGACCUGGGCAGGAUGUGCCUGCGGAAAUGGGGAUUUAGAAGAUGUGAAGAUAUUUGCUGGAUCAAGACCAACAAAAACAAUCCUGGCAAGACCAAAACGUUGGACCCCAAAGCUGUUUUUCAAAGAACAAAGGAGCAUUGCCUAAUGGGUAUUAAAGGCACGGUGCGUCGCAGCACCGACGGAGACUUCAUCCACGCCAACGUGGACAUCGAUCUAAUCAUCACAGAGGAGCCGGAGCUCGGCAACAUCGAGAAGCCCGUGGAGAUGUUCCACAUCAUCGAGCACUUCUGUCUCGGCCGCAGGAGAUUACAUCUGUUUGGUCGGGACAGCACCAUACGACCAGGAUGGUUAACCGUUGGGCCCACACUGACCAACAGUAACUUCAACGCAGAGGCGUACGAAGAGUUCUUUCUGGCUUCACAUCUGUCCGGCUGCACGGAGGACAUCGAGAGGCUUCGUCCCAAAUCACCGACACCCAAAGCCAAGGCGGAGCGAGGUGGCGGCGCCCAGAGGGGCGGCAGGGGAGGAGCCACAGCUGUCAGAGGGGACCGCGGAGGACGGGAACGCAACAGACCUAUCUUCCGCGGAGAGAGGGGAGGAUUUAGAGGGCGCGGCGGCCCACACAGAGGCUUUCCCCCACGUUAAAGGAACAGUCCACCUUAUUUCAGGAGAUUGCUUAUCUGUAGUUAAGCCCUGGUAAAAUAUGAGAAUAUAUGACUUUUUCUCUAUGUGUUUGCAAUGCGUAGUUUGGCAAUAGACCCAUCUUCUGCGGGGAAAGGGGAGGAUUUAGAGGGUGUGGCGGCGCUCCACAAAGAGGGUUUCCCCCACGUUAAAGGAACAGAGAUGCAGAUACAUGCAGCCAGAGACAUUACAACAUUCUGACUUUUUGUUAAAUCAGGGCUCGGUCCAUUUGCAACCAAAAAAAGAAACAAAAACCCUAUUCGUCCUAUAACACAGAUUGCAACACAGCCAUCUUAAUUUCAUUUGUUUAAACUUUCAUGUUGAUGAAAUACCAUCAAGCUCAUUGUAUCAACCUCAUAUCCACUGAAUUGACUGCAUUUAGUCCUUUGGCUGAAAUGAUGUGGCUUUAGUAAUAUGAAGACGCAAGUGCCAUUUUUUUUACUUUUGCAUUGACUUUAAUUGGAAAUGAGAGACCUUCUACCAUCUAUGUGUGAAUUCUUGCCAUUAGGUAAGGGUAUUGUUGCGCUCUAGAUGUUACGAAAAAUAACUAGGUGCGUGGACCCAAAAGAAGUAAGAUAUAAGGUAGGGGCAGGUUCGCACACUAAACACGAGCACAGAGAGCACUGAUGAUGGCAACAGCCUGAAACGUCUGCUCUACCCUGCUCUAAUAAAAAAAACUCCUUGUGCUUGACCUUUGUGUCUUGUUUAAUGUGCGAACCUGCUCCUACCUUAUAUCUGAAUUCUUGCCAUUCAAAUAUUAUGAGGACAUACUUUUCAAACCUGUAUAAAAAUGCUUUUUGCAAUGCAAUGCCCAAUAUAAAAACGUCCCAAGAUGUUCCAAGGUCAUUUUGCAACAAAGCUCUUAUGUUGUGGAAGAAAGGUAGCUUUAGACGAUUGAGGAGUGUGCUAUAGUUUCUUCCACAACAUCAUAAAGAGCUUUGUUGCAAAAUAACGCAUGUCCUUUUAGGAGCAUUUUGGGAAAUUUUAUAUAGGUUAAAAAUGUGGCAAGCAUGCAUAGCCUUCCGUAUUAAGUGUUUGUACUGUAUGCACAAUUUCAUUGCAUUUUUAAAGAAUAAAUAUUGAAUUCCGCCUGCGA
Molecule: messenger RNA, 2641 nt
Organism: Engraulis encrasicolus (European anchovy)
Lineage: Eukaryota; Metazoa; Chordata; Actinopteri; Clupeiformes; Engraulidae
Gene: mettl14
Product: methyltransferase 14, N6-adenosine-methyltransferase subunit
Exons: 11
Coding region: 145-1509 (454 amino acids)
Cellular component (GO): nucleus; RNA N6-methyladenosine methyltransferase complex
Molecular function (GO): mRNA binding
Source: RefSeq, a predicted model, not a curated record